Protomyces lactucae-debilis is the source of this 1476-nucleotide messenger RNA. Its product is annotated as Alpha/Beta hydrolase protein. The transcript has 3 exons. Gene Ontology annotation, biological process: proteolysis. Lineage: Eukaryota; Fungi; Ascomycota; Taphrinomycetes; Taphrinales; Protomycetaceae. Gene Ontology annotation, cellular component: fungal-type vacuole. Bases 1 to 1476 code for a protein of 491 amino acids. The record is from RefSeq and is a predicted model, not a curated record. Gene Ontology annotation, molecular function: serine-type carboxypeptidase activity.
AUGUACUGGACGCCUCUCCUCCUCAGUCACUUGGCUGCAGCCAUCUUCUCUGAUGGCCGCGAGCCAGGUGCUGUGCAAGUGAAGCAGACUGCAGACUCGUGUCUCAGCUCUCCUCAGCAAGUCGGAUGCAAGACUGAGUGGUUGAUCACAGAUCGCAAACAUCCCGGCGCAAUCUUACGCAUCAACAAGACAGACACCAAGCUCGGCAAUUUCUGUGAAGGUGCUGGGGCCGGCCAUACAGGCUAUCUCUCCCUUGACCAUGGUAAACGCAACAUCUACUUUGCAUUCUUCGAGUCACGCUCCUCGCCUCUCAAAGACCCUCUUGCACUCUGGUUGCAAGGAGGUCCUGGUACAAGCGGCACGGCCUACGGCCUCCUUCUCGAGACCGGACCCUGCUCUCUCUACAACAAUGUAACCACCCAGUUCAAUCCAUAUUCUUGGAAUCAUGCCGCCAACACCAUUUACGUGGAUCAACCCAUUGGUGUUGGUUACUCCUUCAGCACAAAAGCAGAUCCCGUUGGUAGCAGGGAACGCGCAGCAGACGGCAUGAUCGUGUUGCUCCAUCUGUUCAAUACGGCUUUCCCACAACUCCGAGCAAACAAGCUUCAUAUCACUGGAGAGUCCUACGCUGGCAAAUGGAUUCCUUCGCUCGCCAUGGGGAUUCUCGAUGCCAACAAACAUGAUCCAUCCAAUCAGAUUGUCUUGGGCUCUGUUGUCAUUGGAGGUGGCUACUUCUCUCCGGCUGUGCAGGAUCCAAAGAAUUAUGAUUACGCCUGUCUCGAACCGUAUCCCUUGGGCAAACCACUUUUCAAUAAGACGACAUGUGCAAAGAUGAAGGAUGAUGCGAUCAAGUGCGCGGCAAAGUGGGCAAAAUACACUAGCUUGGGGGGUAAAAACGAUCGCAGCAAACGUGUAAGGGUCGGAACUGACGCCAUUAACAGUUGCUACGAUGACUUGGUUCAAAUUGUGCCUGAUGCUGGAUUGGACCUCUACAAGAUCGAUCGGGACUGUCCGGACAAGUCCGGAGACUGUGAUCCAAGAGGUGUCGCAUCUGAACAAUUUCUGAAGCGCUCGGACGUGGCUUUUGCGUUUGGAGCAGGUCCUGGCGAGUAUCAUGCCUUCAGCGACGUCGUUUAUUGGGCGAGCGAAGACAGCGGAGACGAAUUCGUCGAUGUUGGUCCACUUCUGGGACAGCUUUUGGAAGCUGGCAUUCCCAUGUUGCUUUAUGCAGGCAUGCUGGACUAUAUUGUCAACCAUCGUGGCAUUGAAGCUGCCUUGGAAAAGCUUGUCUGGUCGGGAUCAGCAGAAUUCAAGGCCGGUCAAAAGGCUCCCACCAAGUGGUCUGGCGGAGUGAAAUGGAAAGCUAAGAACCUUCUUUGGGUGCUCUUCAAUAACGCCGGCCACGUCGUCCCUGAGGACGAUCCAGCCAGUGCUUUUGAGAUCUUUAAUGCCUGGAUUGAUGGACUUAGGGCCUGA